Erinaceus europaeus (western European hedgehog) is the source of this 7381-nucleotide messenger RNA. Its product is annotated as microtubule-actin cross-linking factor 1-like. Gene Ontology annotation, cellular component: actin cytoskeleton; membrane; intermediate filament. Lineage: Eukaryota; Metazoa; Chordata; Mammalia; Eulipotyphla; Erinaceidae. The record is from RefSeq and is a predicted model, not a curated record. The transcript has a single exon. Gene Ontology annotation, molecular function: cadherin binding; structural molecule activity. Gene Ontology annotation, biological process: wound healing; regulation of microtubule-based process; intermediate filament cytoskeleton organization.
UCAGACCUCUGGUGGAGGUUCUUUGGGGCACCUUCCCUUUGAGCAGGGCCAACAGACACAAGGGGUGCCAUGUGGCCCAGUUACCAAGAUGAGCAGGAGUUCAACGCCCACCUGGUUUGCCGCAUGUGCUGUAUGGAUGAACGGGACCGUGUUCAGAAGAAGACGUUCACCAAGUGGGUCAAUAAGCACUUGAUGAAGGUCCGCAAGCACAUCAAUGAUCUUUAUGAAGAUCUUUGGGAUGGGCAUAACUUGAUCUCGCUGCUGGAGGUCCUCUCAGGCAUCAAACUGCCUCGGGAGAAGGGCAGGAUGUGUUUCCAUAGGCUACAGAAUGUGCAGAUUGCUCUGGACUUCCUAAAGCAGAGACAGGUGAAGCUAGUGAAUAUUCGCAAUGAUGACAUCACAGAUGGCAACCCCAAGCUGACGCUGGGUCUGAUCCGGACCAUUAUUUUGCACUUCCAGAUCUCUGACAUCUACAUUAGUGGAGAGUCAGGGGACAUGUCAGCUAAGGAGAAGCUGCUGCUGUGGACCCAGAAGGUGACAGCUGGUUACACAGGAAUCAAAUGCACCAACUUCUCCUCUUGCUGGAGCGAUGGGAAGAUGUUCAAUGCACUUAUUCACCGAUACAGACCUGAUCUGGUAGAUAUGGAGAGGGUACUGAUUCAGAGUAACCGAGAAAAUCUGGAACAAGCUUUUGAAGUGGCAGAAAGAUUAGGAGUCACCCGAUUACUUGAUGCAGAAGAUGUGGAUGUGCCAUCUCCAGACGAAAAGUCUGUAAUCACUUACGUGUCUUCUAUUUAUGAUGCCUUCCCUAAAGUCCCUGAGGGUAGAGAAGGAAUCAGUGCUACGGAAGUAGACUCCAGGUGGCAAGAAUACCAAAGCCGAGUGGACUCCCUCAUUCCCUGGAUCAAACAGCAUACAAUACUGAUGUCAGAUAUAUCUUUCCCCCAGAACCCUGUUGAACUAAAGGCACUUUAUAACCAGUAUAUACACUUCAAGGAAACUGAAAUCCUGGCCAAGGAGAGAGAAAAAGGAAGAAUUGAAGAAUUAUAUAAAUUAUUAGAGGUGUGGAUUGAAUUUGGCCGGAUUAAACUGCCUCAAGGUUAUCACCUUAAUGAUGUGGAAGAAGAAUGGGGAAAGCACAUCAUUGAGAUGCUAGAGCGAGAAAAAUCACUUCAACCAGCUGUAGAAAGGCUGGAAUUGCUGCUACAAAUUGCAAACAAAAUCCAGAAUGGUGCUUUGAACUGUGAAGAAAAACUGACACUAGCUAAGAAUACUCUGCAGGCUGAUGCUGCUCACCUGGAAUCAGGACAGCCGGUGCAGUGCGAGUCAGAUGUCAUCAUGUACAUUCAGGAAUGUGAAGGUCUUAUCCGACAGCUGCAGGUGGAUCUCCAGAUCCUAUGGGAUGAGAAUUAUUACCAACUAGAAGAGCUGGCUUUUAGGGUUAUGCGCCUGCAGGAUGAGCUAGUGACCUUGCGCCUAGAAUGCACAAAUUUGUACCGGAAAGGCCAUUUUACUUCACUUGACUUGGUUCCACCCUCUACUUUGACCACUACUCAAGUGAAGGCAGAGCCUUUGACCAAGGGAACCCACUCUUCCUCUACCUCCUGGUUUCGAAAGCCCAUGACUCAGGCUGAACUUGUGUCCAUCUCCUCCUCUGAAGAUGAAGGCAAUCUACGAUUUGUAUAUGAACUGCUAUCUUGGGUAGAAGAAAUGCAAAUGAAGCUAGAGCGGGCAGAGUGGGGCAAUGACCUGCCUAGUGUGGAGUUGCAGCUAGAAACACAGCAACAUAUCCACAGCAGCGUGGAAGAACUGGGCUCCAGCAUCAAGGAGGCCAGGCUGUAUGAGGGGAAAAUGUCCCAGAAUUUUCAUACCAGUUAUGUUGAAACUCUCGGGAAGCUGGAGACCCAGUAUUGUAAACUGAAGGAAACUUCUAGCUUUCGGAUGAGGCACCUUCAAAGCCUGCAUAAAUUUGUUUCCAGAGCUACAACUGAGUUGAUUUGGUUGAAUGAGAAAGAGGAGGAAGAACUGGCAUAUGAUUGGAGUGACAACAAUCCCAAUAUCUCAGCCAAGAAAAAUUACUUCUCUGAGUUAACAAUGGAACUGGAGGAAAAACAGGAUGUGUUUCGGUCUCUACAAGACACAGCAGAACUUCUGUCACUUGAGAACCAUCCAGCCAAGCAGACUGUGGAGGCUUACAGUGCUGCUGUCCAGUCCCAACUGCAAUGGAUGAAGCAGCUAUGUUUAUGUGUUAAACAACAUGUGAAAGAGAAUACUGCUUAUUUUCAGUUCUUCAGUGAUGCACGAGACCUGGAGUCAUUCCUGAGAAGCCUCCAAGACUCCAUCAAACGAAAAUACUCCUGUGACCACAACACCAGCUUAUCCCGCCUUGAGGACCUGCUGCAGGACUCCAUGGAUGAAAAGGAGCAACUUAUACAGUCCAAGAGUUCCGUGGCCAGUCUUGUUGGGAGAUCAAAAACUGUUGUUCAGCUAAAGCCACGAAGUCCUGACCAUGUGUUAAAGAGCACCAUUUCUGUGAAGGCUAUCUGUGACUAUCGGCAGAUUGAGAUCACCAUUUGCAAGAAUGAUGAGUGUGUGUUGGAAGAUAAUUCUCAAAGGACAAAAUGGAAGGUGAUCAGCCCCACAGGGAAUGAGGCAAUGGUGCCAUCAGUCUGCUUCCUCAUCCCCUCACCUAAUAAAGAUGCCAUUGAGAUGGCCAACAGAGUGGAGCAGUCUUAUCAGAAGGUGAUGGCUCUUUGGCAUCAGCUACACAUUAACACCAAAAGCCUUAUCUCCUGGAACUACCUGAGGAAGGACCUUGACCAGAUAAAGACCUGGAAUUUGGAGAAGCUUCGAUCCUUAGCACCAGAGGAAUGUCACCAGGCUAUGCAGAACCUCCAGGGCCACUAUGAAGACUUUCUGCAGGAUAGCCGUGACUCUGUACUCUUCUCAGUGAGUGAUCGCUUACGCUUGGAAGAGGAGGUGGAGGCGUGUAAAACCCACUUCCAGCAUCUGAUGAAGUCCAUGGAGAAUGAAGAUAAGGAGGAAACUGUGGCCAAAAUGUACAUUUCAGAGCUGAAGAAUAUCAGGCUGCGCCUGGAGGAAUGUGAACAGUGACUGGUCAAACGGAUUCAGUCUGCAGCCAGUUCUAGAACUGACAAAGAUGCUCGACAAGACAGUGCAUUAAGAAUUGCAGAGCAAGAGCAUACCCAGGAAGAUUUGCAACAGCUGAGGUCAGAGUUUGAUGCUGUUUCUAUGAAAUGCAACAACUUUCUCCAUCAGUCCCCUUCUAGUUCAAGUGCCUCAACUCUGCGCUCAGAACUAAAUCUGCUGGUGGAGAAAAUGGACCAUGUUUACAGUCUUUCUACUGUCUACCUGAAUAAGCUAAAAACAGUUGAUGUCAUAGUGCGUAGCAUCCAAGAUGCUGAACUUCUGGUCAAAGGUUAUGAAAUCAAGCUGAGUCAGGAGGAAGCAGUUCCAGCAGAUCUCUCAGCUUUGGAGUCCCAUAGAUCUACACUACGGCACUGGCUUAGUGAUGUGAAGGACAAAAAUUCAGUGUUUUCAGUCCUGGAUGAGGAAAUUGCCAAAGCGAAGGUAGUGGCAGAGCAACUGAGCUGUCUGACCCCAGAGCGGAGCCUGGAUUUGGAGCGGUGUCAGGAGAAAGGCUGUCAGCUGCAGGAGCGUUGGCACUGGGUUGUUGCCCAGCUGGAGACUCGCCAAUCUGAACUAGAAAGUAUCCAGGAAGUUCUGGGAGAUUACCGAGCCUGUCAUGGAAAUCUCAUCAAGUGGAUUGAGGAGACUACUGCCCAGCAGGAAACGAUGAAGCCAGGCCAGGCAGAGGAUAGCAAAGUGCUUUCAGAGCAGCUCAGUCAGCAGACGGAACUGUUUGCAGAAAUUGAGAGAAAUCAGACAAAACUGGACCAGUGUCAAAAGUUUUCCCAGCAAUACUCCACUAUUGUCAAGGACUAUGAAUUACAACUGAUGACAUACAAGGCCUUUGUAGAAUCACAACAAAAAUCCCCUGGCAAGCGUCGUCGCAUGCUUUCCUCAUCUGAUGCCAUCACACAGGAGUUCAUGGACCUAAGGACUCGCUACACAGCACUGGUGACCUUAACAACUCAGCAUGUGAAAUAUAUUAGUGAUGCACUCCGGCGGCUAGAGGAGGAAGAGAAAGUGGUAGAAGAAAAGCAAGAACAUGUGGAGAAGGUUAAAGAACUUCUGGGCUGGGCGUCUGCUGUAGCGAGGAAUACACAGAGUGAAGCUACCUCAUCCCAGCCCAAAGAAUCCACAGAUAUUGAAAAAGCCAUUUUAGAACAGCAGGUUUUGGCAGAGGAGCUGACAGCCAAGAGAGAACAAGUUUCAGAAGCCAUUAAAACAUCACAGAUCUUCUUAGCCAAGCAUGGUCAUAAGCUCUCAGGAAAAGAGAAGGCACAGAUAACUGAGCAGCUAGAUGCCCUGAAUAAGACUUACCAUGACCUUUGUGAUGGCUCAGCAAACCAGAUUCAGCAACUUCAGAGCCAGUUGGCCCAGCAGACAGAGCAAAAGACCCUGCAGAAACAACAAGAUAUCUGCCACCAGAAGCUGGAGGAUCUUUGCAGCUGGGUAGGACAAGCGGAAAGAGCAUUGGUGAGCCACCAAGAUAGAGCCAAUAAGCAGGGUCUCUCUGCUUUGCAGAAGAACCAAAGCGACUUAAAGGAUUUACAGGAUGACAUUCAGAGCCAUGCCACCUCGUUUGCCAGUGUUGUAAAAGAGAUUGAAGGGUUCUUAGAAGAGAACCAGACCAAACUGAGCCCCCAUGAGUUGACAGCUCGACGGGAAAAACUUCAUCAGGCUAAAGAGCAAUAUAAGGCUCUCCAGGAACAGACCCGGGUCACCCAGAAGGAACUGGAAGAAGUAGUGACCUCAGCCUUGCAGCAGGAGACUGAAAAGAGUAAAGCAGCAAAGGAACUGGCAGAGAACAGGAGUAAGAUUGAUGCUCUCUUGGAUUGGGUAGCUUCAGUGGAGUCGUCUGGUGGACAGAUGGAGCCAUUGUCAGGAGCUAGCUCACAGAAAGACACUUUGGAUGUGACUGAUGGUCAUAAGGGGGUGGACCCAGCCCCAGAAGAAUUGGACAAGCAGUGUGAGAAGAUGAAGGCCCGUCAUCAAGAAUUGCUGUCUCAGCAGCAAAAUUUCAUUCUGGCCACCCAAUCAGCUCAGGCCUUCCUGGACCAGCAUGGUCACAAUCUCACACCUGAGGAACGACAGGUGCUGCAAGAGAAGCUGGGGAACCUAAAGGAACAAUAUGCAUCAUCCCUGACCCAGUCAGAGGUAGAGCUGAAGCAGGUACAGACUCUAUGGGAUGAGCUGCAGAAGUUUCUGCAGGAUCAUAAAGAGUUUGAGACUUGGCUGGAGCGGUCUGAGAAAGAGCUGGAGAACAUGCACAGAGGAAGCAGCAGCCCUGAAGCCCUUCCCUCCCUGCUAAAGCGGCAGGGGAGCUUCUCAGAAGAUGUGAUUUCCCACAAAGGAGACUUGAGGUUUGUGACUAUCUCGGGACAGAAAGCUUUGGACUCAGUAAACAGCUUUGAAGAAGGCAGACAAUCGUCAGUAACUGGAACCUUAGUGAAAGAAAAACUGAAGGAUGCAACAGAAAGAUACACUGCACUCCAUUCAAAGUGUACACGAUUGGGCUCUCACCUGAACAUAUUGCUAGGCCAGUAGCAACAGUUCCAGAGCAGUGCUGAUAGCCUGCAGGCCUGGAUGCAGGCGUGUGAGGCCAAUAUAAAGAAGCUCCUCUCAGACACUGUUUCCUCUGAUCCAGUGGUCCUGCAACAGCAACUUGCAACAACAAAGCAGUUGCAGGAAGAAUUGGCUGAGCACCAAGUACCUGUAGAGAAGCUUCAAAAAGUAGCUUGUGACCUCAUAGAAAUUGAAGGGGAGCCUGCCCCAGACCGCAAGCAUGUUCAAGAAACAGCAGACUCCAUACUCAGCCAUUUUCAGAGCCUCUCCAGUAGCCUGGCAGAGCGCUCUGCUGUGCUGCAGAAAGCAAUCGCUCAAUCUCAGAGUGUCCAGGAAAGCCUGGAGAGCUUAUUACAGUCCAUCGGGGAAGUUGAGAAAAACCUGCAAGAUCAGCAAGUGGCAUCACUGUCAUCAGGAGUCAUCCAAGAAGCCUUGGCCACCAACAUGAAAUUGAAGCAGGACAUUGCUCGACAAAAAAGCAGCUUGGAAGCCACAAGAGAGAUGGUGACCCGGUUCAUGGAGACCGCAGAUAGCUCCACAGCAGCAGUGCUACAGGGCAAACUGGCAGAGGUGAAUCAACGCUUUGAGCAGAUCUGUCUACAGCAGCAAGAAAAGGAGAGCUCCCUGAAGAAACUUUUGCCCCAGGCAGAGAUGUUUGAACACCUCUCUGAUAAGCUGCAGCAGUUUGUGGAAAACAGAAGUCGAAUGCUAGCUUCUGGAAACCAGCCAGAUCAAGAUAUUGCCCAUUUCUUCCAACAGAUCCAGGAGCUCAAUUUGGAAAUGGAAGAUCAAAAGGAGAACCUUGAUACUCUUGAGCACCUGGUCACUGAACUGAGCUCCUGUGGCUUUGCACUAGACCUGUCCCAGCACCAGGUCUGGGUCCAGAACCUCAGAAAGGAAUUCACAGAUCUACAGAAGACAGUUAAAGAAAGAGAGAAAGAUGCAUCAUUUUGCCAGGAGCAAUUGGAUGAAUUCCGGAAGCUGGUUAGGACCUUCCAAAAAUGGCUGAAGGAAACUGAAGGGAACAUUCCUCACACAGAGGCUUUCAUGAACACAAAAGAGUUAGAAAAACAGAUUGAACAGCUGAAGGGUCUUCUAGAUGACUGGACAAGUAAGGGAACUUUUGUGGAAGAAAUCAAUUGCAAAGGCACUUCUUUGGAAAAUCUUAUCAUGGACAUCACAGCACCUGACUCCCAAGCCAAGCCAGGUUCCAUACUGCCCUCUGUAGGAAGCUCUGUAGGCAGUGUAAACGGAUACCACACCUGCAAAGAUCUGACGGAGAUCCAGUGUGACAUGUCAGAUGUAAACCUGAAAUAUGAGAAACUAGGGGGAGUACUCUGGGAACGCCAGGAGAGCCUUCAGGCUAUCCUCAGCGAAGUUCAGAAGGAGGCAAAUUCUGUGCUGCAGUGGCUGGAAUCAAAAGAGGAAGUACUGAAAGCCAUGGAUACCACUUCAUCUCCAACCAAGACAGAAACAGUGAAAGCCCAAGCUGAGUCUAACAAGGCAUUCCUAGCUGAAUUGGAGCAGAAUUCUCCAAAAAUAAAAAAAGUAAAGGAAGCCCUGGCUGGAUUACUGAGGACAUACCCCGAUUCACAAGAAGCAGAAAACUGGCAGAAAAUGCAAGAUGAACUCAAUUCCUGAUGGGAAAAGGCCACCGAGGUGACUAUGG